GAUGAAUUGCGUUCAGCAGCAGCGAGGUGUACAUUGGUUGCUCUCUCCUUGUGUUGAGUCCCAGUCCCAGGUGUUGGUGCCAGUGUACGGAACACUGAAAUAACCGUUUUCCCAACACUCUAAACUCCGAACCUUCCCAACGCAUAGCAUUACAACGUAACCCUCUUUCGACUCACCACACUAUCCAUAUAUAUAACAAACAACACAAACCAACGUUCCUUCAUUUCUUCAUUUCUUCAUUACUUCAUUCACUAACACCGCAUCCACAUUCACAUUCCGAUGACCACCGGAGGAGGAGGAGGAGCAGGCGCCGGCGACUCCGCAGUGGGAGUUCGGAUCCAGCAGCAGAGCCGAAUGGCGCUCCCAGAUUUCCUUCAGAGCGUGAAUCUCAAGUACGUGAAAUUAGGUUACCACUACUUGAUCUCCAACCUCUUAACCCUAUUUCUAGUUCCUUUGAUCCUCAUCACGCUAAUCCAGGUCUCCCAGACCACCGACCUCCACCACCUCUGGCUCCACCUCCAGUACAACCUCCUCACCAUCCUUACCUGCUCCGGCGUCCUCGUCUUCGGCCUCACGCUUUACGCCGUCACGCGCCCACGCGCUGUCUACCUUGUAGACUCUGCCUGCUUCCGCCCCGCCGACCACCUCAAAGCGCCCUUCCGGAGUUUCAUGGACCACUCCCGCCUCACGGGAGACUUCGAGGAGUCGUCCCUGGAUUUCCAGCGCAAGAUCCUGGAACGCUCUGGGCUCGGGGAGGAGACCUACGUCCCCGAGGCCAUGCACUCUAUUCCGCCGCAGCCGUCGAUGGCUGCGGCCAGAGCGGAGGCGGAACAAGUCAUGUUUGGUGCCUUGGAUAAUCUCUUCCAAAACACCAGCCUUAAGCCUAAGGAUAUUGGUAUUCUUAUUGUGAAUUGUAGCUUGUUUAACCCUACGCCCUCGCUCUCGGCGAUGAUUGUUAAUAAGUACAAAUUGAGAGGGAACAUUAGGAGCUUUAAUUUGGGAGGGAUGGGGUGCAGUGCUGGGGUUAUUGCGGUUGAUCUUGCAAAGGACCUUUUGCAGAUUCAUAGGAACACUUAUGCCGUGGUUGUUAGCACUGAGAACAUUACUCAGAAUUGGUACUUUGGGAACAAGAAGUCCAUGCUCAUCCCCAAUUGCCUCUUCCGGGUGGGCUGCUCCGCACUGCUGCUGUCGAACAAGCUGGCCGAUCGGAGGCGGGCGAAGUACCGGCUUGUCCAUGUUGUGAGAACUCAUCGCGGUGCCGAUGACAAGGCGUUCCGGUGUGUUUACCAGGAGCAGGAUGAUGCUGGCAAGACUGGAGUUUCUUUGUCAAAGGAUUUGAUGGCAAUUGCUGGUGGAGCAUUGAAAACCAACAUCACCACACUCGGUCCUUUGGUGCUACCAAUUAGUGAGCAGCUUCUGUUUUUUGUGACUUUGCUGAUGAAGAAGUUAUUCAAGGCUGAUGUGAAGCCUUACAUACCGGAUUUCAAGCUUGCUUUUGAUCACUUUUGCAUACAUGCUGGAGGCAGGGCUGUGAUUGAUGAGCUGGAGAAGAACCUGCAGCUGCGUCCUGAGCAUGUGGAGGCUUCUAGGAUGACCCUGCACCGAUUUGGGAACACUUCCUCUAGCUCCAUUUGGUAUGAGUUGGCUUACAUUGAAGCCAAAGGGAGGGUGAGGAAGGGCAACAGGGUUUGGCAAAUUGCAUUUGGAAGUGGUUUCAAAUGUAACAGUGCUGUUUGGCAGGCACUGAGAAAUAUUAAGCCUUCUCCUAAUGGACCAUGGGAAGAUUGCAUCGAUAAGUAUCCUGUGGAAAUUGUCACAUAGUUCAGUUCAGUUACAUACUCUGGUUGUUACAAUUGAAUUCAGGGUACCCUUCAUUAGUUUCCAGAUCCACUGUCUAUCUAUGUUGUAGAUUUCAUAGUGUAUUUCACUGCCUCUUUUGUGUUUGAUGAUUGUGGAUUUUCCAUUUGGUCAAAUUCAUGUAUCUGGAGUAAUUAUUAUAUGGGAAUACCUGAAUUUUUUUA
Molecule: messenger RNA, 2021 nt
Organism: Vigna angularis (adzuki bean)
Lineage: Eukaryota; Viridiplantae; Streptophyta; Magnoliopsida; Fabales; Fabaceae
Product: 3-ketoacyl-CoA synthase 4
Exons: 1
Coding region: 280-1821 (513 amino acids)
Biological process (GO): fatty acid biosynthetic process
Cellular component (GO): membrane
Molecular function (GO): acyltransferase activity, transferring groups other than amino-acyl groups
Source: RefSeq, a predicted model, not a curated record